This is a messenger RNA of Harmonia axyridis, 1710 nucleotides long. RefSeq names its product ankyrin-2-like. The coding region runs from base 1 to 1710 and encodes 569 amino acids. Gene Ontology annotation, molecular function: protein binding. Lineage: Eukaryota; Metazoa; Arthropoda; Insecta; Coleoptera; Coccinellidae. The record is from RefSeq and is a predicted model, not a curated record. The transcript has 4 exons.
AUGAGUUUUGAAAUGUGCAGCCUCCUGAGCUAUCCCUGUUUGAAAGUGCGAGACUGGUUUUUGAUAAUAUGCAGGAUUUUCCUGAAUGUUCUUACAUUGAGGGUUUGUUGCAAUGAACCACCCCUUGAUGAGGACAACCACUUCGAUCUCGAGGAAGUGGUUGUUAAAACAGGAUCAGUGGAUGAAGAUGAAGUUCCAGCAUACAUGCGAUACAGGUCCCUGCUGAUACCGCAUCCGUUGUGGAGUGUGAGAGUUCUACUGUUCCAAUUGUGCAGUGCGGGAAGUAGAAAAAGUUUCGAUCGACAAUUGUUAGUCAGUCUCAUCAAAGAAGCUGGUGCCAAUUGUCUGAAUGAAUUGGGCGAAACUCCUCUGGCUGUUGCGGUAAAAAAACUUCCUUCAGAAAUAAAUCACACCGUUUUUGAAGCUCUCAUCGAGAAUGGUGCUGAUCCAAUGAUGCCUCUUGGAACUGAAGGAAGUAUAAUUGCCAAUGUGAUACUUCAUUUUGGAGAUGCAAAGACAAUCAGAAAAUAUUUACCUUACCAUAAAAAUCUAGAAGUAUCAAUGAACAAUCGUGGGGACCGGGCAUUACACAUUAUGGUUUCUCGCAAGGACGAGAACUUAGCGAGUUAUUUGCUGGAACACGGAGCUAAUCCAGAUUCCACCAAUUUGUUCGGUAUCACCCCCUUGCACUUGGCUGCCAAGAAUGGGGCACAUAGAAUUCUCAGGGAUCUACUAUGUUUCGGCGCAGAUAUAAACAAACAAUGUUUUAUCUACGGAUUUACGGCUUUACACUAUGCAUGCAAUCAUUUGGAUACUGGUGUUAUUGCCGUAUUGAUGAGAUAUAAACAUUUGGAGCUGAACUUAGUAGAUGCGCUUGGACGAUCUCCUCUCUACCAUUUGAUAACCAAUCCAUGCAACAAACCAGAAAUCCUGAAGAAGUUACUCGAUGCUGGCGCUGUAGUCAAGUCGGUUAAUGAGACAUUUCGUCCUUUGCAUGUCCUUGCGUACAAGGACAAAAAUGCCAAUUAUGCCUUAGACUACGCGAAGAUUCUGAUUCAAAGGAAAAUGGCGGACGUGAACGCCAAAAAUUCUUGGAGUUUUACACCUCUGCAAGCGGCAGCGUAUUAUGGAAGUGUGAAAUUCAUCAAGUGUCUUUUGCAAAGCGGCGCUGACAGUAACGACGUCAAUCAAUAUGGUGAAGCUGCAAUGGAUAUAGCGCUCAGAAGGCAGAGAAUGCCUCAGCUCGCAGAAAUAAUGAAGCAUAUCGUUUUGGAAAAUGUUAAAGGCAAAUCCAUACCUGUCAAUAUACGGAAUAAGAUCGAAAACGAUAUGUAUCUAAAGGAGUUAGAUACGAAACUGCGAGCUGAGUUGAGACGGUUAUCUAUGAAGAAGGAUGAGCUGAGUUAUUUUGAUAUUCUAUGUGCCGAUAAUCGACUGUUGAAGCAAUUGACAUUGGAAGAGAAGGCUAUUCAUUAUGUAAUGAAGCUCAGCCUAGAGACUUUCCGAUAUUAUGGCAUAGAUGUAAAACUGAAAUUUGGAUUAGCUCUGCAAAGGAAACAGGCAGUGGACGCUGCUACCAAUUUGAUAAUGGAGAAUUUUGGAGAGAGAUUACCUUAUUAUAUUGCGGUUCAUAUUGCAGAAUAUUUAACGACAAAAGAAAUAAUGGAUUGGAAGCAUUGGUUCGAUGGCAACAUCAUUGAAUUCAUUUGA